GACUGAGCAUGCGCGGACUGCUCCACGCAUGCUCCGUUGCUUUGGGUUGCCUUAAAAAAUCCCUAUCCCAGAGGCCUUGGAAGCCCAGAUUGUCAAUGGGCGGUGUUGGUAGUAGCGUGGGCAUGGGGACCAGAAGGGGAGAAGGGAGAGCGUGUGGCGGCCAGGCACGCCGGAGCGUAGCGUUGCUUUGGCUGACGGUGGCCGCCGGCUUGUCCUCCGCUUGGGGAAGCGGCGGUCGCGGGCAGCAGCGGUGGCCAGUGCCCUACAGGCGUUUUGAAUUCCGUCCUAAACCAGAUCCUUACUGUCAAGCUCAAUAUACUUUCUGCCCAACUGGUUCUCCUAUCCCAGUUAUGAAGGAUAAUGAUGUCCUAGAAGUUUUUCGAUUACAAACCCCAGUAUGGGAAUUUAAAUAUGGUGAUCUCCUAGGACAUUUGAAUAUUAUGCAUGAUGCUAUUGGAUUCAGAAAUGUUGUGACAGGCAAGAACUACACCAUGGAAUGGUAUGAACUUUUCCAACUUGGAAACUGUACAUUUCCUCAUCUCCGACCUGAAAUGAAUGCACCAUUCUGGUGUAAUCAGGGAGCUGCCUGUUUUUUUGAAGGUAUUGAUGAUAUUCACUGGAAAGAAAAUGGGACCUUGGUCCUGAUAGCAACCAUAUCAGGAAAAAUAUUUAACCAAAUGGCAAACUGGGUGAAACAGGAUAAUGAAACAGGUAUUUAUUAUGAGACAUGGACUGUCCAGUCCAGUCCAGGAAAACAGUCAACAACAUGGUUCGAAUCUUAUGACUGUUCCAAAUUUGUGUUAAGAACAUAUAAGAAGUUGGCUGAACUUGGGGCCAACUUUAAGAACAUACAAACCAACUACACCAGAAUAUUUCUUUACAGUGGAGAACCUACGUAUGUGGGAAAUGAAACCUCAAUUUUUGGACCUGCAGGAAACAAGUCUCUUGCUACAGCCAUAAAGAGUUUUUAUUAUCCAUUUCGACCUCAUUUGUCAGCUAAAGAAUUUGUGUUAAGUCUUUUAAAAAUUUUUGAUGCAGUGCUGAUCCACAGACAGUUUUAUUUGUUUUAUAAUUUUGAAUAUUGGUUUUUGCCUAUGAAGUACCCCUUUAUAAAGAUAACAUAUGAAGAAAUUCCUUUACCAAACAAACAAAACACCAGUUUCUAAAAUAAUGGGACUCUUGAAGAAGGAAAUGUCAAUAUAUUUUCUUGAAUAUUCAGGGAGUGAUUUAGUCCUAUUAUGAAUCAUCCCAGGUCUCUUCUUUCAUUUAAAAGAAAAAAAUAAAACCUUUCUAGUUUUUGUAAGUGACAAGGAGGUGAAACUUAAAUGAACAAAUCCUUUUGCCUAUUAAUAUCUAUUGGGAGCUUAAAAUACGCUAUUAUAUUGAUAAAAGUUGGCCUCUUGGAUUAUCUGGAUUUCUAAGUUAACACGAAAGAAAAGUAAUAAUAUCUGGACUAUUAUUAAACAGAUUAUGUUAUAGUGUGCCUUUUACGUAAUAGGUGCUUAAUAAAUAUUUAAGUAUAUGUAAUUACUACAGUGUAAAGGUUACAUCUUCUGUUCUUCAUGCCACUUAGGACUGACUUUGGAUCUAAGUAUCCUGAAUGAGUUUUACUUAUUGGAGUUCCUAAGAUAUUUUUUCCCCUUAAACCUGGCAGAUGUGAAAGCUCAUUUUCUCACUGCAGACUUUCAGCUUCAGAAUUUCCUGAGAUUUCAAUGUCAGAUUUUAAGCUGGGUACAAUAGUGCUUCAUGGUUUGUCAUUAAACAUCUUAGAACCUGUGGAUAUAGUUAACCCUUAAUAUGUUUUACAUUUUCCCUCCCUUCCCUAACUAGCAGUGAUAUGUAGGAUUAAGUAACAGUGUGUUCAAAUAUUGCAUUUAACACUCUGAAGCACUGUAUUUCUUGGGUAUACAGGUCUAUGUCAUGAAUUCAUGACAUGCCCAAAAUUACAUUUUUUAGUCCUUUACUUUGCUCAUUAAUCAGUUAGAGGCAUAGACAGUUUUUGAAAAAGCAACCUUGUUGAAAGGAUGGCUAUAUUGGAAAGUAUUCCUCUAGAGGGCAAAUUUAAAAGCUCAUACACAUUUUUUAAAAAAAAACAAAUAGCAUAUGUUCAUAUACAAUCCACUCUGGGUACACAGUAAAUAACAAAAGGCAGGGGGCGGCUAAGCUCUAAGCAUCUGUAUUAAGUACAAGUUAAGUUGUUAAACAUUAUUGAAAAACUAAGUAUCUUUAGGUGUAAUUAUGAUGUUGCCGAAGGAUAUUAUGAAUCAUGUCAUAUCUUACUUUGUGUGAUGUACAAAGUUGCUAGGAGAAAAUAGUUGGGUUUUUUUUUAAUUCAUGCAACGAAAUUUUGGUGUUGUAUAUUUGACAAUAUGUUUAUCAUUCAUACCAAUGAAUCUUAUUUCAAAUUAUAUUGAAUGUAGGCAUAAGAAAUAUCAAGGAAGGUUACUGAAUUCACUUAAGUAGUAGCCAGAAAAUAUUUAGAUGUAUCAAACACUUACCUCUUAACAUACUAAAAAGUAUUGUAUUUAAUAAUAUUCUGAGUUAUUUGCAAAAACUUUACAAAUGUACACAGUAAUUGUCUGUUAAAUAUGAGAUCCUCUCAUGGAGAUUGGAGCUAUCAUAUUUCUAAAUUUAAACUAUUUUAAAUAUAUCUCUCAAAAUCAAUUUUUAAAAAGAAUGCUAUGUUAUGAAUUCUUUUCUGUAGCAUUAAUUAUAUUCUUAGGUUUAGUGAGUGUACUUAUGGGGUACUAGUUUUUUUGCUUGGUACUAGUUCUGAUAAGUUGAUAAAAUUAAUUGAAAUAAUACAAUCAAAACAAAAAUAAGAAUUAUGGCAUUCUUAAGAAAUAAUUUUUUUUACUUCUAAAAGAAAAAAAUUGAAGUUUUUAAAAGCCUUAAGCUUAUUACUAUAUUGUAAUGAAAUCUUAAAUCUUCAGAGAAUGGGCUUUUAAAAAGUCAGCUAUGAGACUGUGUGAUUUAUAACUUCACACAUCCUGCAUUAGUGGUAGGGUGUAUCAUGUAUUCCAGUGGUGUCAUUUCUACUGCCAUACA
Messenger RNA from Sarcophilus harrisii (Tasmanian devil), 3048 nucleotides. RefSeq names its product CLN5 intracellular trafficking protein (gene CLN5). Gene Ontology annotation, biological process: lysosome organization. NCBI's taxonomy places the organism in Eukaryota, Metazoa, Chordata, Mammalia, Dasyuromorphia, Dasyuridae. The transcript is spliced from 4 exons. Gene Ontology annotation, molecular function: hydrolase activity, acting on glycosyl bonds. The coding region runs from base 9 to 1166 and encodes 385 amino acids. The record is from RefSeq and is a predicted model, not a curated record. Gene Ontology annotation, cellular component: lysosome; lysosomal membrane.